GGCAUGGGGGAUGACUUCAACUUUCCAAAAGUCAACUGUCCCUUUAUGUCGAGUCAUAUUCCAGCAGUUCCAGCUUUGGUGUCCACUAUAACAUGUCACACGACUCUUGCUCCAAAGUUGGGUUACACUCAAGCACCUUUCAAAAAGUGCAUUGUAGAUAUAUGGAGGACAUUUACAAAUGUAACGCAUAAGUCACCAAACUUCAGAUCCAAUUCCAGAUGAUGACUUAUGCCCCUAUUAUACCACCAUGUGUUCCCGUGUUUUUAGGUAAACAACGGACUUUCUUUGCGUGUGUUUGUGGUGGUGCAAGAUACGCUCAUAUUUUUUGUGAAUACCUGUUAUCAUUAUAAUUUGAUAAUGAUGAAUAUACACAUGCUCAUUAUUAAGUUGGAUAGUACAUUGGACACUGGCUUUAGCCGACAUUUCUUAUGAUUAUGAAAAUAGUUUCGUCGUCUUUAUCAGAUAGAUGUUGGUAAAAUAUUAUAAAAUAAUAACAACCAAAGAUCACUUUAAUUACUAAACGGUAGCAUUUGCCAACAUACCUCAGAGCUAUUGACUCAAAAUGUCUGAAAGUUUCAUUAAUUCUUGUGACAACAUGUGACUGCAAAAUAAUCCUUGGCAUAAAUUUAUAAAACUGAGAUGAUGUCAUACGAAAAAUAUGAGGGCAUCAUCCAUGCAGGAUGAAUACAAAUGAAGUCCCAGACAGGCCGUUUGUUACAGGAUUACCCUGUCUGUAGCAGAGUGUGACGCACACGUCAAGUAUGUCUGUAAGUGAUGACAACACACCUUUGUAAACAUUGACAUAAUAUUUUUAUUUUUUAUUUUGUCCAUUGUACAUUUAUUGCACAUGUUUAUGAAUCACUAUCACAUAAGGAUGCAAUGAUACCAGGUGUUCGCGAAAAGGUGAAGCGUUGUUUUUUGUUGCAAUGAAAAAUAUAGCAAUGUGUGGAUGCAUAAAUGAGAGCAGUAAAUAUCUAUGAAAUCCGUAUAUCCUUAAUUGCAGUAUCGCUUACAUCAUCAGAAGGUUAAAUUACAUGAUUUGUAUGUGAAAAUAGCGACCAGCGAUUUCAUAAUAUUUUCAUAUAAAUCUCCUUUCAUCCUGCUACCGCUAAACAAACAUCUGAGGACAUCCCGUUGCCAUGGCGUUUACAAUGCAACGUCCGUUCAAAUGCUUAUCCCACUGAAGAGAGAUAUAGAUGAUGUUUUGACGGAAUCAGUCGUACAGGCCGUAACUGUCGUUCGGAACACCCCGUGUCAACCUUUUCGAGAAAACACACUUUCCUGAUCUGGUAAGCGAAGCUCUGAUUGGUCGGAUGAAAGGUCGUUCUGGCGUUACCCUAAAGGGGUGUCCUCAUGCAGAUCUUUGUGUAGCGGUAACGAUAACUGAGAUCUGAUUUUAAUGAGAUUGUGACAGCAUGACCGGAAAUGAGCCUCAACCACUAUAUCUAUGCGAGGAAUCGAGACCGGGCCGGCGACGUGACGAGGAUUAAGUCUGGUCCACUUUGGCACACAACCAAAGUCGUCAUCAUCAACCAGAUCUUCGUCGGCCUGCCCAUUAGCUUCAUCAAUGCCGGUCUACAGCGAUACCGAGGCUGCGACUUGACCUUGACCCUGCCUCAACCAGUUGACUUCAUUCGAGACUUCGCAGUGUUUGCUGUGCUUGAGGAAUUUGGGUUUUAUUACUCUCACAGGCUUCUUCAUCACCCCGCGUUCUACAGCUGGAUACACAAGCAGCACCACGAGUGGACGGCCCCCUUCAGCUACGUGGCAGUCUACGCCCACCCCAUAGAAUACAUCUUCUCCAACAUCGUCCCUCUCGUCCUCGGCCCCCUGGUGUGCGGCUCCUGCCUCCUGACCACGUGGACGUGGUUCGCCGUCGCCACCUUCACCACCAUGAUCCACCACAGCGGCUACCAUCUGCCGAUCCUCACGUCGUCGGAGUUCCACGACUACCACCAUCUAAAAUACAACGUGAACUACGGGGUCACUGGGUUGUUGGACUGGUUCCAUGGUACUGAUCUCAAGUUCCGUGCUGCGCCACAGUUUGCAAGACAUAGAAUGAUAUUCAGUGCUGGUGACAUGAAGCUCCACGAAGACAAGGUGAAGUGACAGGGGUGACAGACGACCGUCCAACUCUUGUGUAGUAACGACACACUUAGUUCAGACACUGUACCGACAUGCGCGACACCUGUGUUCUGUUGUCUAAAGGGACACAACUCUACGACUGCUUGAAGGAGGGCAUGUCGAGGGCACGCGCACACUACUGUUCCAACGACCACGAAUGGGGCCGUGAAGCAAUAAGGAUUUUCCUAUUUUACUAAAAGAUAUUUUUCAUUGACGUCGAGUCGCAUUCAGUGCAGAGAGCCCUUGUUACGUUACGUCAUAAAACAACAUACUCAUUUGAUAUUGUAUGACACGGCUACAUCAUAUACAUGUACCUAUAUCGAUGGGCAUUGUUAAAUUGUUUGAUGUUUUUACUAUUUAAUAAAGAAUACAAUUGAAUA
This is a messenger RNA of Haliotis rufescens (red abalone), 2504 nucleotides long. Its product is annotated as fatty acid hydroxylase domain-containing protein 2-like. Gene Ontology annotation, molecular function: C-4 methylsterol oxidase activity; iron ion binding. NCBI's taxonomy places the organism in Eukaryota, Metazoa, Mollusca, Gastropoda, Lepetellida, Haliotidae. Gene Ontology annotation, biological process: sterol biosynthetic process. The coding region runs from base 1426 to 2109 and encodes 227 amino acids. The record is from RefSeq and is a predicted model, not a curated record. The transcript has 4 exons.